GGGUUUAUAAUUCUUUAUUCUUUUCCCCACUCAAACCUGCUCUACCCUUUUUAACUUCUUGCUUCAUUCCUUGUGCUUCCUUUGUUCAAAUCUACUGAAACACAAAAAACAAAACCCCUUCUUGAUCUUCAAACCCUUCAUUCCAAUUUCACAAUUUUUGAUCAAAUUUUAGGGCAAAGUCUUGGGCUUUCUGCAAAUCUUGAGUCUGAAACUUACCCAACUGAAAAAGACUACAUCUUUUGAAGAAAUCCAAGUGGGUUCUUUGAGUUGUGAUUUAAUGGCAGCUGAUGAAUUGAUUGAAGUCAAAUUUAGGUUAGCUGAUGGCACUGAUAUUGGGCCCAGCAAAUACAGUUGUAUAACUACUGUUGGAUCUUUGAAGGAGAAAAUUAUCUCACAAUGGCCCAAAGACAAAGAAAAUGGGCCUAAAACAAUAAAUGACGUGAAGCUCAUAAACGCCGGAAAAAUAUUGGAAAACAACAAAACUCUUGCGGAAUCAAGAUCUCCGGUCAGUGAAAUCCCCGGGGGUGUCAUCACUAUGCUUGUCGUCUUGCGACCACCAAUGGCCGACAAAAAUAGUGAAAAAUCGCAGGAACGCUCUGCGAGAAAGAGCGCUUGUUCUUGCGCAAUCCUUUGAAGUUUAUAUGUCAAGCUCAAACAACAUUUCAGGAUUUUCUGAUGAAUAUUGCAGACAAUGAAGAAAAUUUGGAGUGUUUUUGAAAUUCUGAAAGGGGAGAAAGAAAGAAGCUAUGAUUUUGUGUUGGUAUAUGAAUCAAUAUAGAAGCUUUGUAGAUCAAAAAGAUGUUAAAGAUACAAGAUAUUCAUGGUCUGUUUUUAAGUUUGAUUUAUUUGUUAUAUAUAUAAUGGGUCUGAUUAUUUGGUU
Molecule: messenger RNA, 880 nt
Organism: Helianthus annuus (common sunflower)
Lineage: Eukaryota; Viridiplantae; Streptophyta; Magnoliopsida; Asterales; Asteraceae
Product: membrane-anchored ubiquitin-fold protein 6
Exons: 3
Coding region: 278-634 (118 amino acids)
Molecular function (GO): protein binding
Source: RefSeq, a predicted model, not a curated record